Molecule: messenger RNA, 3385 nt
Organism: Bacillus rossius redtenbacheri
Lineage: Eukaryota; Metazoa; Arthropoda; Insecta; Phasmatodea; Bacillidae
Product: coiled-coil domain-containing protein 149
Exons: 11
Coding region: 121-1452 (443 amino acids)
Source: RefSeq, a predicted model, not a curated record
AACAAGAAGUAAAGUGUCUAUGGUAGAGGCAUUUUGAUUGAUAUUUUCGGUUACGUUUGUUAGAGUCGGAACCGGUUUUGGUAUUAAAUGGUUCUAAAUGUAAUUAUUUAGUAAUUGAAAAUGAAAACUUCAAACAAUAAAACAUGCGUAGAAGAUUAUGUGGAUAAUUUUCUAGCCGAGAACUCGGCGCUGCGCCGCAAGCUGCAGAGCAAGGCCGAGGCCCUGCUGAUCCUGAGCAAGGAGCUGGACCGCUGCCGCACCGAGAGGGACCAGUUCAAGCUGAUGGCUGAGCAGCUGCAGGACCGUUGUGCCGCCCUCAAGAGGAUAUCCCAGGACAUGGGUGCGGACACGCGGGUGUGGCCCGCGGAGGGCUGCCAGGGACGCAACCUGGCUCAGGUGCUGGGCGAGACCAAGGAGCUGAACAAGGCCCUCAGGAUGGAGGUGGAGGAUCUCAGGCAGAAGCUCAGGGACGCUCAGGGCGACAUGAAGGUUCUGCGGCUGAGGGGCAGCCACGGGAGGAGCGCGUGCGGGCCCGGGGACGACCACAGCUUCCCCGCGCACCAGCGGGAGGAGCUGGUGCAGCAGCUCGAGACCAUCAACCUCAAGUGUUCGCAGAUGGAGGCCGACCUCCAGGCCGUGCUGGACGAGAAGGAGGAGCUGGUGACGGAGCGCGACGGCUACAAGUGCAAGGCCCACCGCCUCAACCACCAGCUGCACACGCUGCUGCGGGGGGACUCCACCCGGGCCCUGGACGUCGACGCGCUCGUCAUGGAGAACAGAUACCUCCAGGAGCGAUUGCAGCAGACCGAGGAGGAGAAGGAACUGGCUGCUCAAGCGCUGACCAAGUACAAGAGCAUGCUGGAGAAGAAGCGCAGCAAGGGGGCAGUCAAGCUGGGGACCAGCAGCAGCGCGGGGCUCGUCAUGUCGCACAAGCAAGUCCAGCAGCUGCUGGAGCGGGGCACUGCCACGCAGCUGCCCAACACGGCCGCCACGCUGUGCCACAUGAAGAGCCUGUGCCUGGGCCUGCUCGAGGCUCUGUCGGACAAGACGCUGGCGCUGGCCCACCAGAAGAAGGCCAACAAGAUCCUGGCCGGGCGUAUCUCGGAGUUGGAGCAGAGGCUGCAAGGCUGCCACGUGGGCGUGUUCCCGUCGCAACUCCUCCUGGAAGGCUACGCCAGCUCCGAGGUCGACCGGGACACUUCCAAGCUCCUUGAUGCCGCGUCCGACACAGACAGCGAGUCUUCUGCUCUGGCUAAUAAGGAGAAAGCAGCAAUAUCUUCAGAGACAAAUGAUGUGCCAGGCGAGCCUGCUCUCCAGAAACUGCUUGCUGUUACUAACCACGCACCAGUGACUAACAAUGAUGCAGACAGCUUGCCUUCGGAACUGCAGGAGUUGGUGCAGAAGGCACUACUGAAUCUUCAGGAAGAGAUGCAGUUGUCUAGUUCCCGUUAACAAGAGUGGAGUUGUAUCCGUGAUCAACUGUACUGUCACAAAUAUCGCUGCUGUUUUUGUCCCGUGUCUGCUAAUAUAGCCUGUAUCUUACUUCUUAAUAUUUCAUUGUUCAAGUUUGAUAACUUGAAAGCAAGAUCAAGAUGAAAUUUUGAUGAAACAAACUUUGUUAUUACCAGAUUUCUCACAAAUUAGUUUGAAUAUAUGUAUUUACUACACUCAUGUGUAACUAAAUCUACUCACCCCUCCAGUGUGCACAUAAAGGCCUAUUUAAAAAAAAAAGAUUUUUCAGAUUUUCACAAAACAAUUUACGUAUUUUUGAAAGUCUAAUGUUUUGACUUUACAAUGACACCAUUAUCAUGAACAUUUCUACAGUAUUUUUAUUUAUAAUGCAUUUAGAAUAAAAUUGCAUGCAAAAUGCAGUAAUAUGGAAAACCAAUUGAGGAUAUUUAUAAUCAAAUUACAAUAAAACAUUCAAGCACAACAAACAAAACUUUAUUGAUCAAUACUUGGUAUUACCUCCCCUUGGCUUAACAACGGCUCGCAUGCGGUUCCUCAGACCUUACCGUAUUAAGGUUUUGACAAAGUCUUGGGGGAUCCCACUCCACUCCUCCAGUGCAAUCUUGAGCUUGUUGACGUUAGAUGGAGUCUGAUUUCUGCUCGGACCCUCCAGUUGAGCUGCUCAUUGCAUAAGUGCUCAAUCGGAUUCAUGUCGUGACUGAGGGCUGGCCACUCCAUUGUCUUAAGACCAACCUCCUCCAUGAAUUGCCGAGUGGUACACUCUCUAUGACACUGGGUAUUAUAAUGCAUCAACAUGAUCCAGAAUGUCCUCGAUGUAUCGUUCUGCAGUCAGACCCCCUUCCGGCCUCCACCAGGUAUUAAAACAAGAUCUGUUUUUCCCUUAAGGGAUAUGCCAGCCCACAUGAAUGAACCACCAUCGUAUAAGACUGUUUCAGCAAAACAGUACCAUGAAAAUCACUCUCCUGGAUGCUGUUAGACCUGGCCUUUUCUAUCACUACCAUGGAGACACGUUUUGUUCUCAUGUCAUCAGUGAACAGGACAGACCGGUUUUGCUUGAUGCUGCAAUUGACAUGUUCCCGAGCAAAUUCGAGUUGUGCUUGGCGGUGACGUAAAGGGCCAUGUUGGAAUAAGGUUGGCUUUCUUCAAGCGUCUUCUGACUGUCCAUUGACUAACAGCUACUCCUUGAACUUUUCUCAGCUCCUUUUGCACAUUGACACCUGUCAUAUGGCGAUUUUGCAGUGAAGUUGAGGCGAUAAAAGCAAUCCUCCCUCUCAGAUGUGCACCGGUGCCGGCAGGUUUGUGGUUUUCGAGUGAAGGUGCCAGUUUCCUGAAACCUUGUGUAUAAUCUUGAGACAGCAGAUUGGCUUAAGGUCUGUUGAUGAGCAACUUCUCAUUGACUGCAGCCGUCUUGCAACAAAGCAACAACUUGUGAGGCUUCUUCUGGUAUAGUAUCUAUGGUUUUGCCAAAACAAUGAUUGAAACUUGCAGUGAUGUGUUGAGAUCAAUGUCUGAUAAGCGACUGAUGAGAUAUAUCUGUCAAAGUAGGAUUACAUAUAUAGGCGAUUGCAAAACGCAACUCGUGGUUGCAGACACAGCGCAUCAUUUUGCUAUGCUUACGUUUAGAUCAUGUUAAUUUGAAAAAUAUUGUACAGAUAUUUAUGAUAAAGGAGUUAUUGUAAAUAUAAAAGAUUAGGCUGUCAAUAAUAAAAUGUUUUGUGAAAAUCAGAAAAACCAUUUUUUAAAAAAUACACCUUUUUGUGCGCACUGGAGGGGUGAGUCAAUUUAGUUACAAGUGAGUGUAGUUUGUUUGUUUGUACCUUAGCACAUUUUAAGGUAAGAAACUGAAUAUCUUAAAUACUGUAAAAUAACAUGAUUGUCUGUGAUUUCUGUUGCAAAAGUAAAAUAUUUUUUAAUA